AUCCACAGCAAGACAGGCAGAAAAAGAAGAGAGAGAUAGAGAGUGAGAUGGUGGGAAUUUAAAAAAAUGGAGAGAGAGAUGGUGGGAGUUUAAAAAAUGGAUUUUGGAGUGCGCUCUCUCUCUCUCUCUCUCUCUCGCUCGCUCUCGUUCGCUGCUGCUCUGCCACAAUUCGCUGCUUUCGUGUGGCGCUCUUCUUUCCCUGCUCUCUGUAGCAGUCUAAAGCUGCCAUUAACUCAGAAAGAUUAUAUAUAAGAAGGAGAGAGAGAGAAGUAUAGAGAAGGAUUCGAUGAACCAAAGAAUAAAGAGGAGAGAAGGGGGAUUUCCAUUUCCUCUUUGGAGCGGAAAGCGAAAAGGGGGUGGAGAGGGCAUCAUGGCGUCUUCCGUUGAAAGGUCGGUGUCUUUAAGGGAGGAGAGGGGCAAAAGGACGGAUGAAAGGGGUAGAGAAAGAGCGUUCCGAGCUCGAUCACUCAUGUAAUGCUAUUCUUCGCGUGCUUCGGAGGGCCAAAAUUCUCGCCUUUCCUCGCCCGGGUCCGCGUCCAGGCCCACUUCAGAUUUCUGCAGCUUUUGCUCCACGGUCAAGGCUCAUUCGCUAGAAAUUGGAUCGGUCGUGGCGUGUUUUGAACAGUUUUUCCCUCUUUGACAGGGUCAGCAGGGUGGUCUCUGCUUCGGUCCCUCCCUAUUCUGUUGAACGGGGAGGAAGGGAGAGGAAAGGAGGGAUUUUUCUUCCUCAUAUAGAUGGUUUUGACGUGGUUUGGGCGGUGAAUUAUUGAGAAAACAAGAGAAAUUCGCUACCUUUGGGACUCUGCGUGGUUUGAUCCUAUCGAAAUGCAUAAUUCCGAUGCUAAAAGGGCGAGCUUUUUGAGGAAGCAUGGGGUUUUGUGAGUAUAAGAUGCGAUCUUGAUGCUGUUGGUUGGUUAGUUUUUGUUAUGGUUACCGUUUUGGGGUAUUUGUCUUCAGAAGCUUGGCUUCUGGGCAUUGGAAUUUGUCCCUUCUGGUAACUAAAUUGGAAGGUUCUUUUGUGGCUAUCCAAUAUGCUGUGAAAGUGAGCUGGAUUCCAAGUUCAAAGUGAGUUUUGUGGCUGGAAAAUGAAGACCCAAGUAUCUAAAGAUCAUGACUUUUUGCUUUUGUAAGAGCUUGAUGUUAUGUUCAGCAAACUCUUGUGCUGUUCAUAUAAGUUCCUCGAUAGCUUGCUAGGCGAAGAUGACUUCCGUCCAAGAGCAGGUCAAAACCUCCGGUCUGAAUAAUGCAGCAUCUCUGCUUGAUGAAAUGAAGCUCCUGGGAGAAGUCCAGAGCAAGCAAGCUGCAAGGAAGGUGAUAAAUUCCGAGCUUUGGCAUGCCUGUGCCGGACCACUUGUAUCCUUGCCUCAACCUGGCAGUCUUGUAUACUAUUUCCCUCAGGGACACAGCGAACAGGUAACAGCUUCAACUAGAAAAGCAGCAAACUCACACAUUCCGAAUUACCCAAAUCUCCCAUCUCAGUUGAUGUGCCAAGUUCACAAUGUUACAUUACAUGCUGACAAGGACAGUGAUGAAAUUUAUGCACAAAUUACCCUUCAGCCAGUGAACACUGAAAGUGAUGUCUUUCCUAUUCCAGACCUCGGACAUACAAAAAGUAAACACCCAACCGAGUUCUUUUGCAAGAAUUUAACUGCAAGUGAUACAAGUACACAUGGUGGCUUCUCGGUGCCUCGAAGAGCUGCAGAAAAGCUGUUUCCUCAAUUGGAUUACUCAAUGCAACCUCCAAAUCAGGAGCUCAUCGUUCGAGACUUGCAUGAUAAUGUGUGGACAUUUCGACACAUUUAUCGUGGUCAGCCGAAACGACACCUUUUGACAACUGGAUGGAGUUUGUUCGUGGGUGCAAAGCGGCUAAAGGCUGGUGAUUCUGUGUUAUUUAUCAGGGAUGAGAAAUCACAACUACUCUUGGGUGUAAGACGUGCCAAUCGUCAGCAAACAGCAUUGCCAUCAUCUGUGCUGUCAGCUGAUAGUAUGCAUAUUGGUGUGCUUGCUGCUGCAGCUCAUGCUGCUGCAAGUCGCAGUCCAUUUACUGUUUACUAUAAUCCAAGGGCAUGUCCUUCAGAGUUUAUAAUUCCUAUAGGCAAGUACCACAAAGCUGCGUACACCCAAGUAUCAAUUGGGAUGAGAUUUGGAAUGAUGUUCGAAACAGAGGAGUCAAGCAAGCGCAGAUAUAUGGGCACGAUUGUAGGGAUUAAUGAUUGUGAUCCAUUAAGAUGGCCAAAUUCAAAGUGGCGUAAUCUACAGGUAGAAUGGGAUGAACAUGGUUACGGGGAAAGACCAGAUAGGGUUAGUCUUUGGGAAAUUGAAACUCCUGAAAGUCUUUUUGUUUUUCCUACCCCAAAACGACAAUGUCUUCCUGGAUUUGUUGUGCCUGGCAUGGAACUUGGAUUGGCAAACAUGUCAACAUUGUUGAAGGAUCCAGAAAAUGUAAAUGGUGACUUACGUCCCUUGGUCUCUGCUUUUGGAACAGAGCAGCUUAUUAAGUUGUUACAUAAACCUCAAAAUCCUGGCCUUGGGAAUCAGCUUGGAUGCCAUCAGUCAAUAUAUGCUAGCAUAUUACAAAACAUCAAAACUGAUGACAUUUCUAGGACCUUCUCUUCUGCUUUGCCAUUUUGUAUGGUAAGAAAUCCCGUACAUCAAGAGGAGUUGGUUAAUAAACCACCAAUGCAACAGAAGAGCCAGUUUGCUCCAGUACAACAGCAGACCCUCCCUUCAGAAAAUAAAUCAUUACAAAGUCAAGAAUCUCAGCAUUGCAGAUUGCACAAUGGUGUCAAUUUAGAUUCUGUGUCAUGGACACGUGUGAAGCCACAAGAACUGUGUAAAAAAGAACCUCACUUGGAGCAAAAUUGUCUAGAUCAAUGUGCAAGUGAUGAGGACAGAAUCAGCAUCUCAAGGAGUGAAAGUGCAUUAUUAAAUGAGACUGUUCAUCAAAAAAGAGAUACAGCUUCUGUCGCAUCAAGAAAUCAAGUGGUUACACAAUCUGAUAACAUAAUAAAAGCACCUUUGCAGCAGCUACCAAUGGAGCAUCUGAAUGCGCUUUCCAGAAAUGAAAAUGGUGAAAAUUCCACAUGCUCACUUAAUCAUGAGAACCUUGGAAGCCAAGUACAUAUAAACCAAGAGCUACAAAUUAAGGGACAUGGUGAUCCCCCAACUAUCCAGCAGCAGCUUGAACCAAUUAGUAUACAGCGACCAAGAUUAGAGACAACACAUUCACCAGAUAAGAGUGACAUGAACAACUUGCAGCUACAUCAAGGAUACCCAUCUCCAUUCUUGAAUAAUGAGGACUGGAUGCUGCAGUCUUCAUGCUAUCAACCUUUUAAUGACAUUAAAACACCAGAAUUUCUGGACACUGCUGGAAGGCCUGAUUCCCUAUUUUUAUCUGCAUCUGAGAAUGUUAUCAGUGCCUCAACUGACAUAUCAUCUAUAGUGAAUCCACCAACCUUUGAUCCUAUAGAGACAUUUCAGUUCUCUGGCACGUCAGAUUCUGGGACUCCAUGCCUCGCUACUUUCAUUCCAGAAUUCUUGAGCACCCCUGAGCUAAAUGCCUUACAUGAUGAACAGCUUGCCCAAGGUAUCCUGUCAUCUGAGGUGCAUAAUUUGCAAGUUUUUGAAGAGGCUACUGUCUUGCAGAGCAUAUCUAACUCAUGUGGAAGAAGAGACUUAUCCGAGGAGAGUUACAACCAAAGUGAGACUUUUAGCAAUGUCCAGUUUGAAGCUAGUACUGGAAACAUGAAUAUCAGUCCUUACUAUCCAAGUAAAGCUAUUGAUGGCUCCAACAUCAUGGGGAGUUCCAAGUUUCAUGUUCUUUCACAGAGUCUGGUUGGCAGCCUUACUUCUAAUCAGGAUCUGCAGUCUCAGAUUACCUCAACAAGCUUGGCAGAUUCUCAAUUAUACUCCCUACAAGAUAUUCCUGACAGCUCUGGAGGUGCAUCAUCUGGGAGUAUAGAUGCGAAUGAGUACAGCUUAAAUAGAGGUUCAAGAAAACAAAUUUCUCCACAACCUUUGCGAACAUACACCAAGGUUCAAAAGCUAGGAUCUGUUGGAAGAUCAAUUGAUGUGACACGCUUUAGAAAUUACCAUGAAUUAAAAUCAGCAAUUGCAUGCAUGUUUGGACUUGAUGGGCAACUUGAUGAUCCUAGAGGUUCAGAAUGGAAGCUUGUUUAUGUUGAUUAUGAAAAUGAUAUUCUUCUUGUAGGGGAUGAUCCAUGGGAGGAAUUUGUCAACUGUGUUAGAUGCAUUAGGAUUUUAUCACCUUCUGAAGUACAACAGAUGAGCCAAGAGGGCGUGCAGCUAAUGAAUAGCUGCCUCUGAUCAGGUCAAGAAGACAGCAGAUAUUUGCCAUGCUUAGCACUCCCAAACAUCAUGCAGCUGAGUAAGCUUUGCUAAGCUUCCAUGAUCUUCGAUUGAAAAACUGAGGAAAUGUAGCAAACUGGAAGAGUUGUGGAAAUCAGGUUAUAUUCUUUCAGCUUCUCUGAGAAGGCUUGUUUACAAGCUUCAAGAAAUGGGUGAGAUAAAAGCAAGCAUCAAUGUUCCAUUUGUUUGUGAAAAUUAUCUUGUGAUCUUGUUUGCGGAUGGUUGAAGUAUAAGUUGGACCUCGAUCAUAGUUGUAAUAGUAGCUGCAAAUUUAUUCUCUAAUGUUAUAGUGGGAAUGCUUGAAUAACAUCUCCA
Messenger RNA from Elaeis guineensis (African oil palm), 4683 nucleotides. Its product is annotated as auxin response factor 11. The record is from RefSeq and is a predicted model, not a curated record. Gene Ontology annotation, cellular component: nucleus. NCBI's taxonomy places the organism in Eukaryota, Viridiplantae, Streptophyta, Magnoliopsida, Arecales, Arecaceae. Gene Ontology annotation, molecular function: DNA binding. Gene Ontology annotation, biological process: response to hormone; regulation of DNA-templated transcription.